This is a messenger RNA of Quercus lobata, 846 nucleotides long. RefSeq lists its product as uncharacterized. The transcript has a single exon. Lineage: Eukaryota; Viridiplantae; Streptophyta; Magnoliopsida; Fagales; Fagaceae. The coding region runs from base 37 to 828 and encodes 263 amino acids. The record is from RefSeq and is a predicted model, not a curated record.
UUAUCUCAAGCAGGGAGAGAGGUCUUAAUCAAAGCUAUGAUCCAAGCUAUCCCUACUUAUGCCAUGGGAUGCUUUAAAUUGCCAUUGGGGCUCUGUGACGAUAUUGAAGCAAUGAUUAAGAAGUUUUGGUGGGGGAAAAGAGGAAAUAGGAGAAAAAUUCACUGGAUCCGGUGGAGCGAAUUGACUAAAUCCAAAAUGGUGGGUGGAAUGGGUUUUCGCGACUUGGCUCAUUUUAAUGACGCCCUUUUGGCGAAACAAGCGUGGCGGCUUUUGCACAACAAGGAAACCCUCUUUUACAAAGUUUUUAAGGCCAAGUUCUUCCCCAACACUUCUCUGUUAGAAGCUAAGGAAACAAGUUCGGGAUCCUAUGCUUGGAAGAGUAUUCUUUACGGCCGUGAUGUUAUCCUUGACGGUGCUUGUUGGAGGGUGGGGAAUGGAAAGUCCAUAAAAAUAUGGCAACACCACUGGCUGCCUCGAAAACACCCAACCAAGAUCCUCUCUCCAAUGGUGGAAACAAUGGAAGAAGCCACAGUGGAUUGCUUAAUUAAUGAGGAAACGAGAACUUGGAAUGUUGCUAUGAUUGAUGGAAUUUUUGCUCCACAAGAAGCUGAGGAAAUAAAGAACAUCCCCCUGGCUAAAGAAGACUCUGAAGACUCUCUGUAUUGGCCAUGGGAGCAUGAUGGGAGGUAUAGUUGCAAAACGGGCUACCGCUUCUUGAAGGAAGAUGAAGUUGGUUUUCAAGUGCCUGUGCACCAAGAGCAUGAGGAAGGGUUAUGGAAGAAGGUUUGGGCCCUUGACUGUCCAAAUAAAAUAAAAAAUCUCAUCUAGAGAGCUAGCCAUAACUCU